This is a messenger RNA of Tigriopus californicus, 1482 nucleotides long. RefSeq lists its product as uncharacterized. Lineage: Eukaryota; Metazoa; Arthropoda; Copepoda; Harpacticoida; Harpacticidae. Gene Ontology annotation, biological process: negative regulation of BMP signaling pathway; cell division. Bases 63 to 1061 code for a protein of 332 amino acids. Gene Ontology annotation, cellular component: plasma membrane. The record is from RefSeq and is a predicted model, not a curated record. The transcript has a single exon.
GAUUCGCCCACACACACACCAUUUGUUUCCAAACAAAGUGAACACAAGUUCAGAAAGUCAAUAUGUCUAUGAGCGACCUAGAUCGCGUGCUGUCCCGGAAACCAUAUUUCCAACCUCGUUUAGCUAUUCGGUUGGAUCAUGGGGUACAACUUUUUGCUGUGGACAAAAACGGGAUCGUGUCGACUUUUGCGUAUUCCUCGUCCUUGGUGAUAUGGAAGAUGAAUGAGGAUACGGCCAUCAUUCAGGUUCUCGAUUGGUUCUAUUUUCUCCGUCAAGGUGAGUCUCCCGUGCUCAAGGCUCAGAAUGGGGCCUACAUGUUUCCCAUCAGCCAUGUGCAGACCAUUCCGGGAACCGUUGGGAUCGUUCUCAUUGACGAGGUGGACAAUGAUACGCGGUUCCUUUUCCACGGGAUCCUCUCCAUGUUUGCUGAUGUCAUUGUACAGAGGGGUGCCAAAUCCGGGACAAAAGCGGAGAUCCAUGUAGGAUUGCAUCCUUUCGGAAAAUGGCUCAAGGACCGAGGGGAGGCAGUUGCUCUCCUGAUUGAAGAUACAACAAUUCAGACUUGCUCAAGGAUCGAAACCCGAGCAAACAUGUCCGUGGCCAAAUCACCUGCCUGUGACCCGGACAAGAAGCUCAACGGUUUUUUGGUCUACACGGCUCGUGGAAUCAAAGGCGCCACGGGCACUACAGAAAAAAUAACCGGCAAAGCCGCACAUGGUUUGGAGUCAGCCUCCGAUGGCAUCGGUGCCGUCUUGGCCAAACAACUAACAAGACCCAUGAAUGUAGGUACCAGACAAGCACAACUAUUGGAGAACACUAUGGACAUAACCUUUGGAGGAGUCUGGGCAUACGACUCUGUAAAAGACACUUUGGAGGUAUCAGCAGUCCAUUUGGGUCGAUGUAUCCGGGAUCAGACGGUCCGAGUGAUUACCCACAAACAUGGAGUUGCAGCAGGCGUGGCAGCGGGACAAGUUGUGGGUUCGGUCGGAGACUUAUUGUUAACCGCCCAUCAUGUGCAUGAGAUUGGAGAGUUCUUGAGUGUGGAAGAAGCCGCUUUCUAGGUUGGCUCUGCCUUUGGCAAAAAGGUAGCUCACAACCAUGGGAAAUCCAAAGGAUACAACUACGCGAGGAGGGGCGGAUUUACUAAACGAAAUGUACAGUAAUAGAAUGAAGUAUUCGUGUGUCUGCCAGUCAUCCAAGCUGAACCAAUUACAAUCCUCUGAGACACUUUUACUUCUUCUUCCUAUUCGCACUACUUGGCCGAGCAAGACGAUAUAGAACAAGAGAAAGGAGAGACGGUUGCUAAUGGAAUGUAAAAUGAAAUCGCCAUUCAUUUCACAUUUCAAUGACUUCAUCUCCCAAAUUUUUACCUUAUCUCUUUCACGUUUUGAAUUGAAUCAGGAAAAUGUGAUUGUUCAGUUUCUCCUGAUCUUGAGACUUUUUCAACUGUGUAAGAAAUACAUGUGUAUAGUUUCACAUUCA